AGCAUUUCGUGCUACUUUUGACAGCAUUAGAGAAACUCUCUGAGUGUGUGGAGCAUUGUCCUCUUCGUGACCGGAGUAUAGUAGCAUCUCUCCCGUAUCUAGCCUUUGUUGUCCAGCUUGGGACCAAUGGGUUUCUCUGAUUCCCAGUACUGCCUAGUUGUAUCUCCUCAUUUCCGUUGCUAUUUGACUGAUCUUCCCGGUCUCCCACAUUGUUCGGACGUUCCAUGUACCUAUAAAAAUUGUUUUUCUGGUUGUUAGAAGGGGCAUCGGCCUCGUUGCUUCCGAAGGAACUCGGCUUUCACCUUGAGGCGUCUUAGUUCUUCUAAAAGAAGACCUAACUCUCAGGGCAGAGUUUAAAUGGUUUGAAUUAUUAUUUUCUGGUUAUCGUUUUUUAGUGAAUUAGUUUUUUACGGGAUGGGGUCGCUAACCCGAUGCAUAACCUUCCUCGUUUACCCGGGCUUGGGAACGGCAGUAGCUCUAGAAGAGCUACAGGCGGAGUUAAAUAUAGGUUUACAAUGCGAUAAAUAAACACGAUAGUAACUUUAUACAGCGUUCAUAUUUUGAUUGUUUCUUUAUAAAUAUGAGUGUAACUAUGGUCAUAUUGCAACUUUAGUUGUCGUUUGACAUAGCCCUACUGAAUACGUGGCAUUCAGCGUCGUAACUGUAGUGUUCCGCGCACUAGUCUGCUUUGUGUCGGACAAUAGAUACUGUAAUCAAAAAUUGUUGGUUAUAAGUGUUUUGAAGUUUUGGCGAAUUGACUGUUGUAGAGUAUCUAUCAGUCAGUCGGCAACAAAGUAGAACUUCGUACGUACGUACAUCAGUUCGAGUUACCAUACCACAUUAACACAGAGAUGCAGUUGCCGAUUCAAAUCCCAUAGUGGUAGAGGUAGUAAGAAUAUAAGCAGUAGUCGGGAAGAUUAGGGUUUGGAGAUGUUAUUUAAAGAGUAUAAUCCAGUGAAAUAAAUUUGAAAAGAGGGAAAGAGGAACACGGAGUAUUCAGAAGACUAUAAUUUGGGAAAGCACAAAGAGUGGAUGCACCUACGCCAUUCCAAACGAUUUCGAGCAAUGUCAUUCGGGGUCUCUAGCCAUCGGUUGCUAUCAUCUCGCGAUUCCCAACCAGGUAGUCUACACCUACCAACAUGACUCAGUCCACUUGUCAGUGACUUCAUGGACUUGUGCCAUGUUUUGGUCUGGCCGCCCCUAGCUUUCUUCCAACCUACUCCUACACCAUAAAACAUCUCACGUCGAGGCAGUUGGUGGUUGAGCAUACGUAACACGUGUCCCAGACAUCUCAGCUGAUGAGUUUUCACUACUUCAUUCAUCGAUUCACCAUCCUUACCUAGUAACCGUUUCCUAACAACUGCAUUACUUACUCGAUGGUCCCAGGAUAUACGAGCAAUGUUUCGAAGACACCUAUGACCGAAUACUAGUAACUUACGUAUAUCCUCUACUCUUACCGGCCUUGUUUCAUUGCCAUAAAGUAGUAUGGGACGAACUGCUGCACAGUAAACACGUCCUUCGGUUGAUAGACGGAUAUCUCACCUACUCUAUAAAUGACGCAAGUUGGCAAGAGCUAGCCGAGCCUUCUGUAUCCGUGAAGCGGUAGGCACACUCAACUACUUCAUUCCCUAUCAUUAGUUCGGGUGUCGAUGCAACCCAGUCCUGAAGCAACAUUUUGCAUUUCGAGGGGGAGAAUCGCAUGCCGAACGUGCUUGCAUUGUUGCUUAGAGUGGUCAUAAGAAUGUAUUUUGUCAGCGUCUUCACCAAAUAGAACUGUGUCAUUGGCAUAUUCUCUCUCUCAACAACAAAGUUAAACGAGAAUGGAGAGAGUGGACAGCCCUGAUGAACACCACUUGAGGUAAUCAAUUCUGAUGACAGUUCGCCAUAAGCUCUUACUAGGCCUGUUGUGUUCGAGUAGAGCAUCUAUAUCCAACAGUAAACAUGUUUUGUUUCUGUUUCACGCACUUUUACCUUAUUGAUUUCCAUUAUUAAUAAUUCCAAACUUAGAUUUCUUGUUGUCUCUUUCGCAACUACUGUUAUAACGUUUCUUGCUCAUUCAUCCAUCUAGCUACUCUCAUAAUUAGCUCUAAAAUUCGGAUUUUUGAAUCCUUCUUCAUCAAUGUCCUCAUAUGUCCAUGCAUUUAGUUAUGAACUGUAAUACAGGUCCCACAGACCACGCGACUUUUAAGUCGAUUUAGGUGUACUGAGAUUCUAAGCAGUUAAAGAAUGUCGAGUUCGUACAUCCAUUCUUUUUUCGAAAAUUAUUAUCUGUAUGUAAGCUUUUCACUGUUAUUUCUUUCACUCUACUCGAUUUGUCUUGCUUUUGUCUCGCUGUACCUAUUGGUGUGAUCAGGUUUUCUGUCGUUGCUUACGACUAAGUUCGUACUUCAUUAAAUAAAGCCUCUUUUAAUUACAUAGUAAUGUAACUCAUUUCUCUCGUUUUCACAUAACAACAUCCUCUUUCUGAUACAACCACAUGUCAUUAUAGUCUUAUAACUCGAAGGUUAUUUUAAUAGAUGUGGAUGAACUUCUUUACUUUUUGUCCAAACUGUCGUAACCCACUCCUAGCUCCUCUAGUUCUUUUCACUUUCUACUUAUUUUGUUGUGUCACCUUUUAACUAUAUGUAUAUGUAUACGAUAUUUACUAAUUUUUACAUCACUUUAUUCUUAGCGAAUAAUGCCAAGGAUGUAAAUGACAGUGCGACACCAUCUGAAAUAUCAUCUAUUACUUACCCAGCCGGUACUUUAUUUUCACCUAUGAAUACAAUGACCGCUGUAAUGUCAACUGGAACUGGAAUGGGUGGUUGUAGUGCGUUAUUGGUUCCUCUUGUAGCUGGUAGUCAUGGGACAACUUUAUUACCAUCUAAUAUGACUCCUGUUUCAUCUCAUCUCUCUGUUGUUGCUGAUCAUUCUGUUUUGAUGAAUACAAAUACUACACCUUUAACAAGCAGUUCAAUAAACUUUGUCCCUUCCAGUGGUUCUAAUUCCGUCACAAACUCUACCAUAGUUCAUAACACUCCCGGUCCAAAAUCAAAUAUUAAAAUUCCAACAUCCAAUUCCGAAUUGAAUGGGCGAUUAAGGAAUUCUAAAGAUUCAGUUGAAAUGAAACCAGAACCACUUGAUUGUUUCGGACGAGUUACCACUGGUGCAGCAGAAGAUCUUUUAACUUCUGGAUCUCAAAAUGAAAUAAAUGCUGUAGGUUUUCCGCAAUUAACUUCAAUCGCACCUUUCGCAAUACCUUCCACUUCCAUGGCAAUGAGUACUUCAGUGUCUACUUCACCAGUUCAAGUUACACGAGUUAGUGGAGGAAUCAUAACAUCUAAUUCAACUGAUGGUAACAAUCCAGUACCUACUGAAACUAUUAUAAGUUCAAAUUCUAAGGCAUCUACGGGCUCUGGACCCUAUCGUUGUCGGGAGUGUGAUAAAGAAUUUCGAAUAUUACGUUAUUUAGAGAAGCAUAGACGUAUUCAUACGGGCGAAAAACCGUAUCAGUGUUGCUACUGUGGUCGUCAAUUCAACGACUGGCCAAAUAUGAAUAGGCAUAAACGGAUUCACACGGGGGAAAGGCCUUACCGAUGCACGGUAUGCACCAAGACGUUUUCACAACCAGCUGUUUACAAUGAACAUGUGAAGCGACAUACUGGUGAACGUCCUUAUAUUUGUACAGUUUGCGCCAAAGGAUUCCCUCGAGCAGCUCGUCUGGCCGUUCAUAUGCGCGUUCAUACAGGUGAACGUCCUUAUCCAUGUACGUCUUGUGAUAGGAGAUUUAGUCAACCACAUCAUCUUGCCGCCCACCUUCGUGUUCAUAGUGGUGAUCGGCCAUACUCUUGUCCAAAAUGUGAUGUCAGUUUUGCAUGUAUUUCUAAUCUGAGACGCCAUCGGAAGCAAGUUCAUCCAACGAGUCCUGUUCCAAAUGAUAAUGCAGACGGCAGUGAUGUAAAGAGUGGAAAUGAAGAGAAAAAGCCAUCACUCCAAAUUAUUACGUCUACUGUUUCAGAUAACAAUAACAAUAACUCUUCUUCCGUUAUGACUAUGGAAACACCAUCCUAUAUUGCUUCGUCAUCGAAUUUAACUUCUGAUGCUCCUGUUGCGAUCGCUGCCGCAAUGUCAGGGACUGUGUUAACAGCAACUGGUGCUCUAGUUCCUGCUAAUUUCUUGCCUGCAUCGUCAGUACCUGGACUAAUUCUUACAUCAGGUGCUCCUGGUGCUUUAAUAGCUGCGCCAGCUCAUUUAACUGAACCACAUUCUCAUCUUCAUCCUACCAUUAUUGCACAUAAUUCAGGUGAGGGAAAUACAUCUCUACUAACAACAUCUAUUUCUGGUGGUCUUUGUUCCGUUACUCAACCUUCGUCAUCUCUUGCAAAUUCAUCAACUGCCUUAAGUGUUCAAUCAGAAGCACUUUUAAAAGCUAGUUCUUCUCCUACAAUGUCUUUUAUGUUUCCAACUGUCCUCACUUCAACUCCUCAUCAUGGUGAUGCACUCAGACAAACUUCAGUUGCUUUUCUUACACCAACAGGUGAAUUAGAUCGAUCAUGUACUGCUACUUUAGCUACUGCUGGACCUGAUGGUGGAUUUAUAUUGAAUUCUGUUGGUGGAGAUACUGUCUAUUUAGAACCGUUGGAUCCUCGACUCACUCUAGAACCCGGGCAACAGUUUACUCUAACCUCUAUUCCCACUUCUCAUCCACAGGGAACAAUUAUUAAUCCACAUCACUCAGCUGCACAUUUAGUGGGUCAUCAGGUUCAUUUACAGUCGGGACAGGCAACACAUAUUGCUUUUGCAACUAAUAUACCAACUCAUGGCCAUCAGGCUUCACAACUGUUAACCUCUGGUUCAACUAUAUUUCCUAAUACAGCACCCAAUCAGGCAGCAAUUCACAGUGGUCAUUCUUCUGCAACAGUUAUUUUUCCUCCUCCUGUUUCUGUCCCUCACUGCAGUUUAUCUAGUCAACAACAAUCGGUACUUCAAUCGUCUACGGAGGUUACAGCUCCUUCUCAGUUGUUACAUUAUCAUAGGCCAAUUAACACUACAGGUGUUUUACCAGGUCGUCCUUCAUCUACACCUACUCAACAGCAAACAGCAAUGCUUGUACCUAUAGUACAUACACCACCGGUUAAUGUAACAUCCAGUCUACCAAACUCAACAUCUAAUACAAAUGAGUCAGUUAACUCAACUCCUCUAACAACAACAUGGCCUGUUAGUGGUACGUUUUUAACAUUCGCUUCCUCACAUCUCUGUCCUGUUGCUUCGUCCACUGUUAUGGAAGAUCAUACAGAUUCAUGUGCCCUUACCAAUUCUCGUCCUUCUUCUGUUCUGUCAAACUCCUCUUCUCUGGGUGCUAUCACUGCUGUCUCAGUACCAGAAACAAGUUUAUAGUUAUUAUUUUUUUGUUUCUCAUUCCGUUUAAUGACAUUAUUUACGUGUUCUUAAUCCAGUUCUUUGUGUUAUGUAUGUUUAUUCACAUUAAAAUUAAUUGUGUUAUCCGACUUUAGUACUUUUAUACCAUUCUUAUUAAGUAAAUAACAGCAGUAGAGGUACUUUCUAUUGAACAGCAUGUCUACUGGUGACCUCCCUCCUUGUACUUACUACCAUUUAUUAUUUCAUACUCGUCUUUUUUUUCAACGAUAACUUGAUAUUUGAUUUCGGUAUUUUCAUCAUCAUGGUAUGUGUGAGUGUACAAAUUAGUUUUGUUACGUCGUGUAUGUGUGUGUUCAAUGUUUAGUCAUUGUUAUUUGCUUUUAUAUUUUCCUAAUUAGCUAGUCUGAUGUAAUAUCAAAUUCUUCUUCUUACUAUAUCUAUUUGAAUAAAAGAGCAAACAUUUUAUAGUUACUAGCUGUGUUGACUUUAUUUUACACCUUCUACUUUGUUGUCAUGACAAUUUUUUUUUCGUAAAUAGGAAACAAAACAAAACUCAAUGAAACAUUUACUAAUGUGACCGUCAAAUUCAUCUUUAUUACACCAACACUACAUGCGUUCUUAUCACUCAAUGAUUAGUAUUGUCGUUCUGAGUAGUAUGAUUUUAAUUACUAAUUGUUUCUUUUCUGGUUGUUGUUGUUGUUGAUGAUGAUGAUGGUGUGUGCGUAUAUGCUCACAUAUAAGCGUUUCUCUGUUUACAUGUUUAUGUAUACAUCAUAUAAACUAAAUUCAACCUUGAUGAAUGUAGAUAAAAGGAAACAUUUUGCUUUUCCCCCCUACAUUAUUUCAUCGUUAAUCCAUAUUGUGUAUUGUAUAAAAAUAAACUAAUAUACUUUUUUUUUCUCAUUUUAUUUCAUUAAUUUAAAAGAAAAUUUCGUUUGUUUGUUUGUUUUUUUUUCUUUAUUUUUCAUGUGUUUAUUUUGGUUUGGUUUUUUUUGCCGUACAAUUGACAUUUCAAUAAGUGUCAUUUUCUUUUCCCAUUUCUUUCUUUUCUACAUUUCUUUUACACUUUAUCACCUUUUUUUCUCUCUCUCGCUUUCUCUCUAUAUAUAUCGAAUAACUUUUGUAAUCUGCACUAACCAUAAAUAUAUACAAAUUUGCACAUACAUGUGUGUACACACAGUGGCUUUGUUGUUAUGCGCUCUGAACACACAUGUUUAUGUACAGAUUGGGUUUUUUUCUCUCUGGUUUUGUUAAUUUAUUUUUCAUUUAAAUAAUUUAAUUCAUUCUAUUAAUAUGAAGAAAUACAACUUUGACCUCUGCUCCUAAAAUAUUAUUAUUACUGAUAUUAUAAUUAUUAUCAUAACAUUACUAUUAUUAUCAUCAUCAUCAUCAUUGUUAGUAACAACCAACUCGACCAUCUUCAUUGAGUACAUUUAUACAAUAACAGUAAUAAUGAUAACAACAUUAAUCUAAACAAAUGAAGAAUCUAACGAAUGUUAUUUUAUAUAUCUUUUUUUUUCCUAGUGUUGAUAUAUGUCUGUCCUUUGAGUGUAUAUGUGUAGGUUUACCUACCUACUAAUACUACCAGUAAUUACUCUGUGUAUUAAUUAAUUAAUUAUUUGUAUCUAAUUUCCUUAAUAUAUCGUAAUGAGAAAUGUGAAUUAUGUUGAAAACAUAUAUUGAUGUUCCGUGUACUGACAAUCAUCAUGACUUGAAAUCAGAG
Schistosoma curassoni is the source of this 7081-nucleotide messenger RNA. Lineage: Eukaryota; Metazoa; Platyhelminthes; Trematoda; Strigeidida; Schistosomatidae. The record is from the annotation of a GenBank genome assembly.